AUGAAGAAACCAACAACAACAACUUCAACCCCACAAUCAUCGGAAUCGAGCACCAAUGUCAUGAACAGACAACAAGCUUCAUCAACGACACCUCCUCUCGUUCAAGAUCAAGCUAAGCAAUCUCAGACUGAGAGUGGUAAUAAUGAGGAGUUGAGUUCCGAAUUUCUCAAGCAAUACGAUCGUUUGCAACAAGAAGGAAAGGAAAUUAACCCGGAAGAACUUAAAAUUCAAAAUGUGAUGAAGGAAACCUUGUCGAAUCCGAAAACAUUCCAUGCUGCACGUACACAGUUUGCACGAGCCACAGGUAUUGGGUAUUCAUUGCUCGGAGGUGGAGUGGCGUUGGGGCUAUUGAUUGGUUUUCUCUUCAAAAGAUCAAAUCAAAAGCAGCAGUAA
Molecule: messenger RNA, 393 nt
Organism: Naegleria fowleri
Lineage: Eukaryota; Heterolobosea; Eutetramitea; Acrasida; Naegleriidae
Exons: 1
Coding region: 1-393 (130 amino acids)
Source: RefSeq, a predicted model, not a curated record